This is a messenger RNA of Lolium rigidum, 771 nucleotides long. RefSeq names its product putative cytochrome c oxidase subunit 5b-like. The coding region runs from base 1 to 489 and encodes 162 amino acids. Gene Ontology annotation, cellular component: mitochondrial envelope. Gene Ontology annotation, biological process: mitochondrial electron transport, cytochrome c to oxygen. Lineage: Eukaryota; Viridiplantae; Streptophyta; Magnoliopsida; Poales; Poaceae. The record is from RefSeq and is a predicted model, not a curated record. The transcript has 6 exons.
AUGUGGAAGCGCGCCACCUCUCUCCUCCUCGCCCGCCGCUCGGCCAUCGCCUCCGUCCGCGCCCCGGCUAUCGCGGGAUCCGCCGGCGCCUCCACGGGCGUCCUCCGCCGAGCGCCCGUUUUCUUCUCCACCCUCGAUGCGGGGCAGGCGAGGAUGCGGGUGGAGGACGUGAUGCCGAUCGCCACGGGGCACGAGCGCGAGGAGAUCGAGGCCGAGCUCCAGGGGAAGAAGAGGUUUGAUAUGGACGCCCCCGUCGGGCCAUUCGGCACCAAGGAAGCUCCUGCUAUCAUUCAGUCGCACUUCGACAAAAGGAUUGUUGGUUGCCCUGGUGCUGAAGGAGAGGAUGAGCAUGAUGUUGUGUGGUUUUGGUUGGAGAAAGGCAAGCCACAUGAAUGCCCAGUCUGCACUCAGUAUUUCAAGCUUGAGGUUAUAGGGAACGGAGGAAACCCUGAUGGGCAUGAUGAUGACGACGACCACCACCAUCAUUAAGUAUUGGAAAACCAUGAAGCAUUGGACCGAUGCCUUUUCUUUUUCUUCCUGAAAUGCUUUGAAGGUGUGGAAAACACCAGCUGUUUUGUCUAUAGAGUUUAAUAUCCAUGCAAACAAGUUUGCGGAUCUCGAUUUUGAUGACUGGGAAUUCGGGAUAGCAAAGGGAUCUGGGACCCCGUAGUUUUUCUUUUCAGAGAAUUGCCCACACCAAUAAUGUGAUUCAUUGAACAGUGAUGUCCCUUUCAUUGAAUUGAUAUUGGCUUUAAUUACUUCUUUGUUUCU